AUGGAUGUUGAUAACAAUGGGUGGACUAAUGCUGGAAUAAUACAGAAUGGCCUCCUAAAGCCGCUUGAAACUGAACGCUGUACAUUGAAUUCCGCUCACCUUAUUGGUAUUGCUGAGAAAUACAGGCAAAAUUACGAUUGUCCCUCCCGUAAUGACCAGGAAGCCAUUACCCUGUACCCCGAUGCCGGGAGUAAAUACGCUAAACCCACUCAUACUCCUGAUGGACUGAUUGGAAGACUAAGGAAUGGCCCUAAACACUCUACUAACAUUCCAAUACAAAGGAAUUAUCCACAGUUUAUGUCUACUGGCGUCAUAAGGACGGGGAAGAAACAGGCCACCCCUAGUUUGUCUACCUUUGGCACCAAACUCACCUUUUAUCCCAGAGAGGGACGACACAAAUUCUUCCUCUACAAUAACACACCGUCUUCCAUAGAAUAUGCCAUAAAUGGCACUGAAAAGGGGAUGGAUGGGCUGUACACAGACCCCACUGGUACUGCCGUUGGAUUCGCCCUUUCUACAAGGCGUACGUGUACUUGGGUGUUCUCUUGUGUGUGUUGA
Molecule: messenger RNA, 558 nt
Organism: Theileria equi strain WA
Lineage: Eukaryota; Apicomplexa; Aconoidasida; Piroplasmida; Theileriidae
Exons: 1
Coding region: 1-558 (185 amino acids)
Source: RefSeq, a predicted model, not a curated record